This is a messenger RNA of Oxyura jamaicensis (ruddy duck), 3691 nucleotides long. It is a transcript of the gene SLC45A2, whose product is annotated as solute carrier family 45 member 2. Gene Ontology annotation, molecular function: sucrose:proton symporter activity. Gene Ontology annotation, biological process: transmembrane transport. The record is from RefSeq and is a predicted model, not a curated record. The transcript has 7 exons. Bases 564 to 2195 code for a protein of 543 amino acids. Gene Ontology annotation, cellular component: membrane. NCBI's taxonomy places the organism in Eukaryota, Metazoa, Chordata, Aves, Anseriformes, Anatidae.
AUUCAGCAGUUGCUGUUUGACAGACUUCUGUCAAGCUUUGUGUCUGUCACUAGCACUAGAACAAUAGGUAGGUUCACUUAUCUUCAUCAAGUGCCUUGAAGUCCUUUUCUGGAUACGUGAUUGUAGAUUUUUAUUUAUAUUUUUGCCCCUUCUACAGGAGUUCAGAACCCCAGCGCCCAGGUUGUUUGCUGAGUGGAGAGAUGGGGGGCUCUAUAUUCCCGGUGUCACCGCUGUCUUGCAGCAACAAGAGGAGCAGCUUUGUGUCGGGCUGAUCCUGCGCCUUGCCCACGUGAUGUAUGCUCCCGUAGUAGGCGUUUCGCGCUUCAACAGUAACGCUUUAGUCGUGGAUGGCUGGCAGCUUUGCAGACAUCCAGGAGGUCAGAUCUGCUAAUGUUAGUACUCAUCCCCGCCCCCUUCCUUUCAUAACUUGUGAUCGCAGAGCCAUGAAAGUAUGUGAGUCCCUCCCCCAGUGCAGACCAAAUCCACCCAGCAUAUGACCCGUGCUCCAUGUCAGCCAGAGCAGGCAGCACCGACUUGCCGGGCCGGGGCGAGUAGCCAGAGCAAUGACCUUAACCAAACAGAGCUUCCACAGGGCCCUUCCACCUCCUCCUGAGGUGGCCAUGACCGACCUGGACAACACCAGAGGGAAAGAGAAGGUUAUGCAGCAAUCCGUGACCAGGACUGGGAUGGUGGUACCUAAGAAGCGACCGACGGGAAGGCUGGUCAUGCACAGCAUGGCGAUGUUCGGCAGGGAGUUCUGCUAUGCCGUGGAGGCCGCCUUUGUCACGCCGGUGCUGCUCAGUGUAGGGCUGCCCAAGAGCCUCUACAGCCUGGUGUGGCUCAUCAGCCCGAUCCUGGGCUUCGUGCUGCAGCCCGUGGUAGGUUCAGCCAGUGAUCACUGCACCUGUAGCUGGGGCAGGAGGCGACCGUACAUUCUGGGUCUGGGCAUCAUAAUGCUGGUAGGCAUGGCUUUGUACCUCAAUGGGGACGAGAUGAUCUCAGCUUUCAUCGAUGGGAGAGACAAGCAGCAGACGUGGGCAAUAGUCAUUACCAUGCUGGGAGUAGUGCUUUUUGAUUUUGCAGCUGACUUUAUUGAUGGACCUAUCAAAGCAUAUUUAUUUGAUGUCUGCUCUCAUCAGGAUAAAGAGAAGGGUCUGCAUUACCAUGCCCUCUUUACAGGCUUAGGAGGAGCCCUGGGUUACCUGACAGGUGCUGUGGAUUGGAGUCAGACCGUACUAGGAUAUUCCUUAGCAUCAGAAUUCCAGGUGAUUUUCCUCUUGUCAGCCUUGGUUUUCCUAAUCUGCCUUACUGUACAUCUGCGCAGUAUUCCUGAAGUCCCGCUCAGAUAUAACAAAGAAGAGACAAAGUUCCUUUUGGAAGUGACUGACCACAAAAAGUAUAGCUCCAUAGAGGAAAUCAGGAACGGAUACUCCACCUGUACUGAAAUAAAUGCCACAGCUACACCAAAGAAACGCGCUGUUACAUCACGUACAGAGACUCAAAGGCGGAUGACCCUUAAAUCACUCUUGAAGACACUUUUCAGCAUGCCAUCCCACUAUCGCUAUCUGUGUGUGAGCCACCUCUUUGGAUGGAUGGCUUUCCUGUCCAACAUGCUCUUCUUCACGGAUUUCAUGGGACAGGUUGUAUACCGAGGUAGUCCGUAUGCACCUCAUAACUCCACGCUGUACCUUACCUACAGAAGAGGCGUAGAGGUUGGAUGCUGGGGGCUGUGCAUCAAUGCGAUUUCAUCCUCAGUCUAUUCUUACCUGCAGAAAAUCCUUCUGCAAUACAUAGGAUUAAAGGGACUUUAUUUCAUUGGUUACCUACUUUUUGGAUUAGGUACUGGAUUAAUUGGCUUGUUUCCCAAUGUCUAUUCCACUCUGGCUCUGUGUUCCCUCUUUGGUGUCAUGUCCAGCACUCUGUACACCGUGCCAUUCCAACUCAUUGCAGAGUAUCACAGAGAAGAAGAGGUCCAGAAUCUACAGGAGGAUGAACAAGGCACAGAUCACAGGCGAGGGAAGGGCAUCGACUGCGCUGCUCUCACCUGCAUGGUCCAGCUGGCCCAGAUCAUUCUCGGCGUGGGCCUGGGGCUCUUGGUUAGUGUUGCUGGCAGUGUGGUCACUGUGAUUUCUGCGUCGAUGGUGGCACUGAUCGGCUGCUGCUUUGUUGCUUUUUGUGUUCGAUAUGUGGGGUAGGACUGCGUGAAGCAAUUGGAAGAAAUUCCCCCAGAGGAAUGUUUUGUUUCCGGGUCAGUAGCACUGGUGCUCUUGCCAUGCUGAUCCUACUGGUACACCCUCCUCUCUUCCCUGCUCGGAGCAGUUGCAAUUCCAGACACUUACCUGCAAAGUGAAUGACUUGAUAAAACUGGUUGCCUCAAGCCUCAGAUUGAAAGUUUCUCUAUUUUGACUGCUUUAUUACUUCCUUCCUGCUGACCUCAGUGUGUUAACACACUGUAUUGUACGUGAAGACAUGUCUGCCUGUGCUGUCUUGAGGAGCCAUGAAACUCAUUAUCAAUUUGUGGAAGUAGAUGAAGUAUAUGAUAAAUUGAAGAAGUGAUAAAAAUGGACAGAGUUGGGAUGAAAGUUGUUAUUUAUCUUGUUUUACAAGCAUCUGAAGUUUGGGGCUAUUCUCCUUGGUAGGAAAAAGCUGCAGGAGCAUCAAACAGGUGUCAUAAGCCACGGUGCUAUUAUGUCAUGAUUAGCAGGAUCAUUAAAUGGUAUAUUAACCUCCCGGCUAUCAUAAAAGCAGAUUUGGGUAUGGAAGGUGAUUGGAGUGUAAAAAACGAUGAAGCUUAUUGUUUAAAAGCAUAACAGUAAAACAAUUUUAAACUGGAUCCUGCUGCUCAUGUAUAAGUGAAAUGAAAGUACUGGCUGACUUUGUCAUGAAAGUUUGGCUAAGGCUGCUCUGCAAAUCCAUUUUUAGGCACCUAAACAAUUGAUCUACAGGAAACGUGCAAUUUCUUCAUUCUUAAAAGUCUGUCCUCUUGACUUUGAUACUAUAAUUGAAAAAAAUAAACUUAGCCAAAAUAAGAAUUGUAUUCAUGGUGGUAAGCCAGUCAAAUUUUGACACUGGAAAUAACAAUAUUUACAUUAACCUAGUAUCUGUUUUCUCUGUUUCCCUGCAUAUGUCUAGCCUUGAGUGAAAUGUUUUUUUGUUCUUUACAGGAUGCUCUAAGUCAAUUCAGUUCUGCAAAGGUUGUCAUGAAUUACUGUACAGAUGUACCUAUAAACUCUACAGUAAAUCCUGCAGUCCAGUUAUUUGUGUUUAACUGAGUAUGGAGUUGAUUGCUAUUUUUAUUAUAUUGCCAGAGUUUCAAAGGCCCUUUGUUUGUGAUAGUGAUAUGCUGUAUUUAUGUUGUGCUUCCUCUAUUCUGGAGAUUGUCAUUUGUUAUGUUACAUGCUAAGCACCACGAAGCCAUCUGCUAAUGCAAUAUUUUUAAUGAAUGGGGAUACAGAGAAAGACUGCUGCCAAGUAUGUUUUUAUAUACAUGUUGCACAUGUACAGUCUCAGCUGUUGAGCAAGCUAGCUGUUGAGCUCAUCAUCUCUUGGAGUAACUCCACAGUGUGAACUGACACCAACACAUGCAAAUGGUUGGAUUUGAGCGUGAGGAGCCCCUGCACAGGUGCACCAGCUUCAGCUUUGUUUUUAAGAGUUUGGCAGGUCAUUUAUUCUCAUGGAAAAAAAAUAUAUA